ACAUCGGUACAUUGCGAUUUUCCGCCUAUAUAAAGACGGAUGCGCACUAGGAUUCCCUGGUAAUCUACGUAUCGGUCGUUUAAAAGGACAAAGGGCUGCCGUCGUUUUAAAAUCGUUCGAAGGAACCACGAAGGAACCUAAGCGCGAUGAAGACGGUCCUCAUCAUUUCGGCGCUUAUAGCUGGCAUUCUUGCGGCGCCGCAAAAUCCAAAUGAUAUCACGAUCGUGAAACAAGAAGAGGUGAACAAUAUAGGAGUAGGUGGAUAUCGCUUCAGUUAUGAGCAGAGUGAUGGCCAGAAGAGAGAAGAAACGGCUGAACUGAAGAAUGAGGGCACCGAAAACGAGGCACUUAGCGUUGUUGGUAGCUUCAGUUUUAUCGCGCCGGAUGGACACACGUACAGGGUCGAUUACACCGCGGAUGAGACCGGAUUUCAUCCUACUAUCAACCUCGUCGCAAAAUAAACAGAUUCGACAGCUGAAGUUACAUCUCAUUUUGGAUUCUCCGGUUGUCGACACAUUCGUGUAAUUAUAUACGCGCAUUAGAAUAUUUUAUUAUAUGAAACACGCGAGUCAUUGUUGUACAAACAGAUGCAAAGAAAGCGUCAAGAAAAUGAUCGAUCCUUAGCGCAAUCAAUUUUUUCGGAUGACUCGUUCUCGCGAAUCCCGCGAAAUUGAUCGCGAUAUCUUGCAUUGUCAAAUACGCAUGAUACAAUGUUAUUUAAAAUGUCGAUAGUAAUCAUACAAUUAUAUACGGGAGAAUUUGCUAUUACUAUGCUUGUUAUAUAAAUAAUUCAUCGAAUAGAAAUGAUGCAUCUGCGAAUAGUCAAUGCAAAAUUAUCUUAUGCUCUUUCUUCUCAAUGCAUUCGCAUAAAAAACACUCGUAUAUUGCGAAAGAUGCGGGAUAACGAGCUGUACCUAUGUAUAUUUGCAUAUCUCGAGGAUGAACUCGCGUGCUUCAAAGCCGGCAGUAUGUAUUACUUUAUCGGUUUUUUUUUUGAACUGCCAGCGAACAUUUUGAACGAGAGAUGUUCUGUUGUUUGCGAUUAUAUUCUUUUUACGAUGGAGGUAUAUCACUCAUUUGAGCCGCGUAUACCUACCACCGCAAUACCUUUUUUUUUUUCUUACUUAAUUUUUUUUUUAUACAUAUAGUUAUUGUAUAAACUUAAAAAAUGCAAUUGAUGCAAAUAAAUCUUUAUACUGAAA
This is a messenger RNA of Cataglyphis hispanica, 1202 nucleotides long. Its product is annotated as endocuticle structural protein SgAbd-6-like. Gene Ontology annotation, cellular component: chitin-based extracellular matrix. Gene Ontology annotation, molecular function: structural constituent of chitin-based larval cuticle. The record is from RefSeq and is a predicted model, not a curated record. The transcript is spliced from 3 exons. Bases 147 to 461 code for a protein of 104 amino acids. Lineage: Eukaryota; Metazoa; Arthropoda; Insecta; Hymenoptera; Formicidae.